AUGUCGGCCCAAAUAGUUCCAACCGUUCCCCCUCGUCCUGUUCGAGUCCAACAAGCACUGGCUCAUGGCGCAAAUAAGCUGCCCGACGUUCCUCGUCCUAUCAAUAAGCGUCUCGAUCGUUCUGUUUCGCCCGGAAACUAUCCUCGCUCUCCUUUGAAUGAACCGUGGCCCAGCAAUCUCGCCCGUCAGAAAACCACUGAACAACAGUCCGCAGAGGCACUUCCACGCCGGCCCAGUGUCCAAAAUCUCCCGUCCGUCGGACAAGAAGGAAUGGAAUAUGCCGAGAUUCUGGACAUGCAGACGAACCAGCAGCCUCCAGUUUCAGCUCUGGCUGCUGAUGCUGCUGCGCAGACAAGAAAUAUUGGACAAGAUCUGACGCUGCAUGCUCCGAAACCCUCUCUCCCCAAGUCCAGUGCCACCGCCCAAGUCCAGGCCGUCACCCGAACCGACUCGCAACAAGCGGCCGCUCACGGUAUCGGGGAACCGUCCACCCCGUCCCAGGAUGAAGGUGAUGCCCUUCCGCAUGUGAGGGCCAGAACUAGUUUCUCCAGACCGUCAUCCGCAGUCGCAGGUGAACGUCGUUCCUCCAUCUACGGUGACGAGUCGGGCCCAGCGGAACUCGGUCUCCGAGUCCCAAUCAAUCCAUUACUAGGAGACGUUCAGGCCCCUUCUCCGGCGCCGGGCCUAAGCCCUUCCCAUACCGGAAGCAAUGGAGAACAAAAGAGACGUCCCAAUCAUUCGCGAACGAAAAGUGGUCGAGAAAAUUUUGCUCCGCCGGGUAGCUACGGUCUUCACGGUCACGGCAUCCCCCCGCAGGACAAAUUUGAGAAAGAUUGGUACGCUAAACACCCCGAGGCCGCUCAGCAUGAGGAAACCCACGGCCAUGGAGUGUACGAAAGCAUCGGAAGUGGUCGAGGCGCCUUCGCAUUGAGCAGUGACGAUUUGAACAAGAUCGUUCGUGACACUGCAAGUCGUGGAGCAGGCCUGGGCACUUCUAGGGCUACCGACUCCUAUCCAGAUGAACAGAUCGGAUAUCAAGCCUCCGAUCUCUACGUGUCAAGAUCCCAAAUAAAUACUCCGAACAGCCUGGCCAAGACCAUCACCAACACGUCUCAACCAGCCGCUGAGUCGCCCUUGAGGAAGACCAGUUUUCUUGCGGACGAGCCCAUCCCCGCCGAAGUUCGCCGAGGCCGGUUGUCGGUGUCGGGCCGAUCCGAUGAUCAUCCCCUCGAGAGUGAAGCCGAGCAGGAAGUCCAUAUUCAACCUCAACGCCGUUAUAAUAAGGUUACCGGCGGCGAAGAAACCCUGAAUGAAACGGAAGACGUGAGAGCGUCGGGUGAGAACGACUACAUCAAUGAGCACGGCUACAGCGUUCCUAUUCUAGCCGCGGACGAAGUCGCAAAGGAAGAGGGCAUCGAGCAUCUCCAGCCAGCAGUGUCUCCCAAUGCAGAACGUCGUGGCAGUUCGUACGAUCUGGAGCACCGAAGUGGCGAUGCAACUCCGUCUUCACGACCGUCAAGCAGACCGUCCAGCGUAUACGGUCUGCACAACUCCUCUCAUUCACUGACUCGGUUCACUUCGCAUCACGAUGAUCGGGAGAACAUGCAUACUCCACUGGAAGAUGUGGAGGAGUAUGAACCCCUUUUUCCCGAGGACGAUGACGAGAAAAGGCCCGUGAGUAAUGCAGAACGAUUCAAGCAGAUACCGCAUGCCCUGAAACAACGAUUCCCUAGUCAGGAUAUCUGGGAGGAUACCCCCAGCAGCGCUCUCUAUUCUGCGACCGUAUCGACUCCAGAUCUUCCCAAUCAGACAGAGAAGCCUGCUUCCAAAACCUUCGAGCCUCCUAAGACGGAAGCGGCUCGAAAGGACGAAUCCGCCGAGGACGAACAAAAGAAGCUCCUCCCAUCCGAAGAAAGACUCGCCCAAUUCCGAUUUGCCCCACUCCUCCGUGACGAUAUGCCGACAAGGCCUGGAAUGGUACCAAGGUUCCCAUCCUCGGAUAUUUGGGAGGAUAGUCCCGAAAGUCACCAGCUUGUCACCACGGUCAGCACUCCGCCAGUCGAAAACGAGGGAGAGGGUCCGGCCGAGGUACCAAUCAAACCAUUCAUUCCGUCUCGUCCUGCAGGCAAGAGCAGAUCAGGCGAAGGCGCUUCCUCCGCUCAAGUUGCCCCAAGUAUUCCUGCUCGACCCCCGAAAACGAUUCAGAGUGCGCCACCUACAAGCUCCGCGUCAACAGACACCGCGGCGCCGAAGGGAGCAUCAACAUCUCCCGAGCCGAAAAACGUUCCAAGCAUACCUGAUCGACCGAAGCCGCAGAUUCCAGCUCGACCAGCCAAGAAAGCACUUGGAGAAGGUUUAACCAAGACAGUUUCUGGUGAAUCGACCGGGCCGACUGGGCAAGAGAAGGCCUCACCGCCGAUUGCUAAGGUUAAACCUCAAAUUCCAGCGAGACCGGGCCAAAGCAGUAAAAUUGCCAAUCUGAGAGGAAAUUUCAUGAAUGAUCUGAACCAGAAACUUGGUCUAGGACCCCCCAAGGAGAAAGAGCCUGAACCUGUGGCAGAAGAGACCAAACCCUUAGAAGACGCACGAAAGGGCAGGGCCCGUGGCCCACAGAGGAGAGCUCCAGCCAAAUCUCCAGCAGCUGUAGUGAAGCCUCAGUUUGCAUUUUCCAUGUUUACGCCCAGGUCAUUAUGGACAAUUGACGAUGCUGAUGAGUUGAAUGUUACUUCAGACGAAGCACCAGCACCCAAGACGACGUCAACGGAACAGGCCCCGAGUUCCGCUCCUCCCGAUGCGUCCCUCCUCACCGCAAUCGACACAACAGACCAUGACAAAUCCAAGGGAGAAGCCGAGGUGGAGAAAGGUACCGAGAGUGAGCCAGAAGCAGCUGCUACCAGGAUCCCUUCAAACACCUCAAGUGAGUUCGUGGAUCCGACUCUCGGAACACCUAGCCAGGAGAAAUCCAAUCCGCUCAGUCCCAAAACGUCCAAUGAAAAGGUUAUGGGACUUUCCAAACACUCGACUGCCAGUCCAGAUCAGACUUCCGGACCAGAACUUGAGAGGGAGAGUCCCGAUCCCAAUAUCGCUGCCAUCCCCGCGAGCAAGCAGACGACGGCCAGUACGGAGGCAGAUACGGCGCCAUUAGAGAAGAGCCCCACACAGGAGUCUCGUUCUGUCACUCUGACGGAAGGAGAGCCAGACAAGGUGAGUACAGAGGACGCGUAA
Messenger RNA from Rhinocladiella mackenziei CBS 650.93, 3225 nucleotides. RefSeq lists its product as uncharacterized. The transcript is spliced from 2 exons. Lineage: Eukaryota; Fungi; Ascomycota; Eurotiomycetes; Chaetothyriales; Herpotrichiellaceae. The record is from RefSeq and is a predicted model, not a curated record. The coding region runs from base 1 to 3225 and encodes 1074 amino acids.